This is a messenger RNA of Knipowitschia caucasica, 843 nucleotides long. NCBI's taxonomy places the organism in Eukaryota, Metazoa, Chordata, Actinopteri, Gobiiformes, Gobiidae. The record is from the annotation of a GenBank genome assembly.
AUGAAGAGCAGACCCCUCAUCAUCAUCAGCUGCCUCAGACGCCUGUCAGACCGAGUACAGGCAGAGACCGAGUACCAAGCAGAGACCGAGUACCAAGCAGAGACCGAGUACCAAGCAGAGGCAGCUGUCACAGAGUACCAGCGGUCACAGAGUACCAACGGUCACAGAGUACCAGCGGUCACAGAGUACCAGCAGUCACAGAGUACCAGCAGUCACAGAGUACCAGCAGUCACAGAGUACCAGCAGUCACAGAGUACCAGCAGUCACAGAGUACCAGCAGUCUCCAAACGUCAGAGUUUCCGAUGCUUUGACGCUCUGUGUCACCAAUCUCUCAGUUUUAACCCCCAGCCUGCGGGGUUAGGACUGAUAAAGGAUGCCAUUGCAAACGAGAAGCUGUCAUUCCAUCUUUCAGAAGGAGAACAACCAGACCUACCAGAUGAGCAGGGAGCACAGGGCGUCAGUGUCAAAGCAGAACCCAGAGCAUCCAGCAAAGUGCCUCAGAAGACAUUGGAGAGAGCCACAUUUGCAGAGUGUCAGACCGGGGGCUUACCAGGGAUCAAACUCAUGGAUGAUGCUUUCAAAACGGAUCACGGCGAAAAGUCUGGAGCUGAAUCCUGCCAGACAGGCCAGAAACAAGAUGCUGAAGCAGAGGAGAGACUGCCACCCGGCGGGUUGAGCCAGUCCCCCCGACAGGCCUCCUUUGCCCCCUCCUCCAGCCCGGUUAUUCCCGUGCACCGAUGCGUUCGCUUUGUGCUUGCCGUCGCCCGCUGCGUGCUGCUCGGCCAUUUCUCCUGUCUCGCCUGGUCCCUAUCGCGCUUGGUCCCUCCUGCCCGGCCACCGUAG